AUGGAAACAGAAGAGAUGAAAACAAGGACGUUGGAGCCAAUUGCAACACCAGCAACUUCUGCUGCUUCUUCCAGUUCAUUCGAGUCGGAAAUUGAAGAACAAAUUGAGACAAAAGAGGACGAAGAAGUGGUGGAAAUGGAAGUUUCACAGAAAAAAGUGUCGGAGAUGGACGAGAAGAAAUUAAAGCAAGACGUGGAGAUGAACGUGGAGAUGAACGUGGAGAUGAACGUGGAGACUACAUCUCCAAUGGAAGAGUUGGAGAUAAUGACAAAGGCUGAUGUUGUUGCAGAACAAAAUGUGAUUAAGGAACGUAUUAUUUACACUAUCAAACAAUUGCUGGAUAUGGAGAUGGAAGUGGAAAAGUGUGAGAUGCCAGAGUCGGUAAAAGGUAUGGCCAUUGCAGCGGAAAAGCCGACAAAGGCUCUUUCUGCUUCGUUGGUGGAGGGAAUGGAUAAGGGAAUGCGUCGAAACGAUUCGUCUCGAUCUCUGAGCCGUCAUAACAGCAGUAGCAGCUUUAAUGACGGACGUGGACGUCGAGAACGUGAACGAGGAAGCAGUCGUGGUGGCCGUGGAGGUCGCGGGGGUCGUGGUUAUCAUGACACAGCUCCACCUCUUGAAGAUUGUGCCCCUCUUGAUAUUAACGAAGAGACACGCUGGAAACCAACGCACGCAAAGUCGCGUCUAGAUGACCCAGUUGAGACCACUGAUGCAUCUCUGAAGAAGGCAAAGUCUAUUUUAAACAAGCUGUCGAUCGAAAAGUUCGACAAACUGUCCGAUCAGCUGAUUGAGGUUGCUGUGCGCGGCCUAGAUGUUUUGAAUGGUGUAAUUGAGAUGGUCAUAACUAAGGCACAGACGGAAUGGCACUUCUCGACGAUGUACGCUGAGUUGUGCGCUAAGAUUGCACAGACUGACAUGCCAGCGAUCACCCUUGAGGACAAUGAAGUGGUGACGGACACACAUACGCUAUUCCGCAAGCUGCUGCUACAGCGUUGUCAGGGGAAAUUUGAGGAAAAGGUUCACGUUAAGGACCUCAAAGACUUGCGUGAGGACGAGCGCCGUGAGAAGGAGCUAAUUAUGAAGCGUGCUUCUCUGGGUCACAUUCGCUUUGUCGGUGAGCUGUUCAAACAGCGUAUGCUGAGCUCGCGUAUCAUGCACGAGUGCGUCGGCAUACUGUUUGGUGACAUUACGGCUCCCGAUGAGGAGUCACUUGAGUGUUUGUGCAACCUGCUGAGUACGAUUGGUCAGGCCCUGGAGGGCAAUGCGUCCAAAAAGAUCGAGCUGAAUCACAUUAACGGCUACUACGCUACCAUAAAAAAACUGAGUGGUGAGUCGAAGCUUUUGUGCACUCGUGUGCGCUUCAUGCUGCAGGACCUGUUGGAGCUGCGUUCAAACCGGUGGGUUGCUCGUCGCAAAGAGACAAAGGCAAUGACAAUUGCUGAGGUGCAUGCAGAGGUUGCUCGUGAGGCAAAGGAGAAGGAACGUACAAAUGGCAAGAAUGGUGGCCACUCCCGUCUACAACGCAGCUACUCGAUGAACUCUACAGGAUCAAUUAGCUCGAACGACCGGCGGCGUGGCAGCGGCACUGGCGCUGGUGCCUCGGCCGCCUGGAAAGCGCGAGCUGCGUCCUCUUCUAUAUCGUCUUCCAGCACAAACACUACUGUGGACGCGGAUGGCUGGGAGACUGUAACGGGCGGUGCGCGUCCGAAGGGCGUCAAACACCGCAGCAAUUCGGACCGGAUCACUGCUCCCUCUUCUGGUGCACCCCGUCACCCGAGUGGUGCCCACCUUACUGGUAACACUUAUGCUUUCUUGACUGGAAAGGAGAAUGGACGUAGGGAGCGCGGUCGCAGCAACAGCUCUUCGUCCACGUCAUCGCGCUCUUCACGUGGACGUGAGGACGUUGGCCUCCCGCCUACGUCAUCUUCGACCAAGUCGAACAAUGGCCGACCUGCCAAGUCUGCGAAGGCAUUCGAGGCUGAGGCUACUUCAGCCCUUACGGCUGAAGCUUUUGAAAAAAAGGUGAAGGCUAUUCUUGAUGAAUAUGUGGAGUUGGAGGACUUGGAAGAGGCAUACGCGAGCUUCACCGAGCUCAACGCCUCAAACCAUUACGCCUUGAUCCCUUCCAAGGUUUUGAGCAUUGGCCUGGACAAGGGCGACAAAGAGCGAGAGGCAAUUGCAGGGUUUUUGGCUGGUCUGUACAAUCGUAAGGUCGUGACUGGCGCUGCUUUGGAAAGCGCGCUGCAGGAGUUGCUGGAGGCUGCUGAGGACAUAGAGAUUGACAUUCCGAAGACGCUUCCAUACUUGAGUGUCAUGGUGGCUCCUUCUGUGGUCGCGGGUAGCAUUACGGUUCCACAGCUUGUGUCUAUGUCGGAGCACCUGUGCUACAAUGGCAAGGCCGCAAAGCUGAUUGGCUCGACUCUUGCGGCUAUGGUGUCGUGCGAGGAUGAAACGAAGGUGCAGGCGCUGCUUGCCUCAGAGAGCGUCGACUUCAUGGCGCUACUGGCUGACGUGAACCGCAACGAGGAAGCUGUACAAGCGUUUUACAAGGACUAUUCACUUGAGUUUCUCAAUUAA
Molecule: messenger RNA, 2574 nt
Organism: Peronospora farinosa
Lineage: Eukaryota; Oomycota; Peronosporomycetes; Peronosporales; Peronosporaceae
Source: the annotation of a GenBank genome assembly